Linum trigynum is the source of this 2733-nucleotide messenger RNA. NCBI's taxonomy places the organism in Eukaryota, Viridiplantae, Streptophyta, Magnoliopsida, Malpighiales, Linaceae. The record is from the annotation of a GenBank genome assembly.
UGAGGUUGUAUCAGAAAAGUCAACGAUAGAGUAUUUUAUGAAGCCGUUGUUCAAUUGUUUCAUACAGUUAAGUACCGCCUAUUGGUUUAGUCUCUAAUAGGAGAUUUUCCUGAUCGAACUGCCAGUACGAUAUUAAACCGCCGUUAAAUGUAACUCUUUGGAAGCUAGCAAGAGUUUUCUUUUAUGAUUUUUUUUAUUUGUUUUUAAUGACUUAGUUUUUGCUUUCUUUUUUAUUUAAAUGAACGUGGCUUGGAUUGGAUCGAUCCAGGUUCAGCUUCCAAUAAAUGGGCCGCGGGAAACCAAAGCCCAAUCAUAUUCCUCCCCUCCUACGACAAUCGAGCGUUCAAUAAUAACACUCGCAGUAUUGCCUUUCUUUUUCCCGCAAUAGCUUCUUUCUUUCUUUCAUCUGCCACCGCCGGUCAUCGAUCGAUCCCCGUAAUGGCAUCCACCGCCGCAAAUGCUACGGAGGAUCAGAAUCAACCGAACUGGCCGGAGCUCAAGUACGGGAACGGCGACUGCAAGCGCUGCCGGGAACUGGAUAAGCUGAAGCUGAAACCCAAGCCCGACGACCACGAUUACAUAUACCAGAGCGACGAUUUUGAGGGCGACGAAGAACUAAUGCUAAGGGUCAUCCAUUACCGGAGAACUUGCGAGCUCACCGGUAAUUUUAAUGUUGAUUGCCCUCCAUCACCAGAGUAUGCUUACAUCUACAAUCGAGAACACUAUUAUUUGAGUGAGGGGGAUUUAGACAAGAAAGUUAAGAGGGCGGUUAAAUUUGUGAUCGACGCAUAUAAUCAACAGAAGGGUCAGAACUUGAUUUUGCUCGGCAUUAAGAACGUAAAUAUCCAGCAACCCGGCUGUUAUUACGUAUUCUUCGUAACUUUUGAAAGCUUCAAUCAGUCUCAUUAUAAGUCAACCGACAACAGUUUUGUCCAAAUUUACCAAACAGUUAUAUCUUAUGCAUGUUGGCGUUGGCGCUCUCCUAACUAUACAAUUCAUAUUUUGAGGAAGAGUAACUCAAAGGGUAAAGACGAGGAUUUGUUACCACCCGAUUCCAGGUAUGAAGAACGCACAAGGGUAAAGAAAGAGUUGAUGUGGACGUUGGAUUGAAAAACCAGAGGUGAACCCGCUUCGUGAGCUAGCAGUUGAUUGUAAUCUUGUUUUGAAGUUUUUGAAGAACACAUUUCGAAAUGAGAUGUUUAUGUCUUUAGAAUAUCAAAACGCUUAAUUCGAUGCAUCCAACGAUUCCCUUACACAUUGAUGAGUUGAUGGUUUCAUCAUUAAUAAUUAAGCUAGUUAGAUAAUGAAUCUUACUAGUUCAAUAAGCUGAGCAAUGACAUCGUGGUUUGUUAUCUUCAUCAAUUGACACCUUCUGGUUUUUGGUUUCCAAUUUUUCAUGAACAUGUUGUUGAUACAGAAUCAUACUCAUGAACCAACCAGGUUUUGGCUGGCAUUUUUUAGGUUUAUUGAGUCAUUGACUAUAAGCAUUGAUUAAUACUAUUUGAUCGCCUGCAUGUAAUCAAAUGUUUUAGAUCACGUAGUAACAACAAACAAGUAAUAAAUAGUCGGUAUCACAAUAUGAUUAUAGGGUUGUCACAUAAUAGUCAAACUCCUUAUGAAGAAAACUCACUUACAACCAAUAUUUUUGAAACCGUACCCUAUCGUGAAUAUCAAAUAGCAGUUGUUACUCACCCUAUUCUAAAAUGUCUUUCAUUAUUAAAUCAUGAUUCUCAUGAAUUUGGUCUGAUUCGAACCGCUCCAUCGCACAACCUAGGUCCUAAAUAGAAUCACUCUUUACAGCUACGCUCUUCGCCUCUAACAAAAAUAUGUCGGAUAGGUAAAAGCUGUCAUGUCACCCUCAACCACGAUCCAUAAUCAAUUCUCUGAGCUCAAACAAAAGACAUAAAUAACAUAUCUAUACUUAAUAAAAAAAUUAGAUUGGUUUGAGAAGCAUUAUUGCUGUUUACACCAUAAAAGUUGUCUUGUACCACAUUGGUGAGUUACAAAAUAAUUAAUGAGUUUAUAAGGCCACCCCCAUUAUAACAAUUGAUGUUGUUUUAGUUGGGCCUUAUGGAUAUUGAUUUUAAGACCAAGCCACUAAGUCUAAAGAGGGACAUGCCGCCUCACCAAUAAGACCGAAGGAGUGAAAAUUUAACUAAGUCCGGAAGAGGCCAUGCCGCCUCAACGAAGAGGCCAUGCCGCCUCAUCAAAGAAGAACACGUCCAUCUAGAAUAAAGAAGCACAUGCUAUCUCAAGGAAGGCCCGGUAUGACAAAAAAUAUUCUAAGUAUGAGAAUAUAGGGCCAUGUGGAUGAUUAAGAGGUCCAUGGCCGUGUCAUAUGUGACGGUCAUGAACACGAGACAAGAGGACCUGGGCGCGUGAAAAAUACUAAGUAUGAGGAGGCCAAUGCCGUCCAACGGAAGGGGCCACAGACAUGAAUAAGAAGUCCAUGGUCGCGAAUAAAGAGGCAAUGCCGCCUCAUGAUCUAAAUCAAAUAACCGAAAAUAUUCUAAGUAUAGGGAAGGACUUGCUGCUUCAUGAGGGAGGCCAUGUUCAUGAUUGAGAGGUCCAUAGGUGCAAACAAGAGGCCAUGCCAUAUGAAAAUUCUGAGGGGCCAUGCCGCCUCACGAGAGGAGCCAUGGACACGAAGGAGAAUGACAUGGGGAUGAAAUAUUAUCACCAGAGACUAAGUCCCAAGAGGGCCAUGGACAUGAGUAAAGAAGUCCAUGACCG